UCCAAUAACUUGAAAUCUUUUCAUACAUCUUCAGAAGCUUCAAAAAGAAUUCAAAGUUUUUCAUACAAAAAUAACAGAAAUGGCUUUUGUGAGAAGUCUAUUGGGAGCAAAGAAGAUUCUAAGCCGCUCCACCGCAGCGGCACCAAAAGGGUUUCUUGCGGUGUACGUAGGAGAAAGCCAGAAGAAGAGAUUUGUGGUGCCAAUCUCAUACUUGAACCAGCCUUCAUUCCAAGCUCUUCUUAGUAAAUCCGAGGAAGAGUUUGGGUUCGAUCAUCCAAUGGGCGGUUUAACGAUUCCUUGUCCUGAAGAUACCUUCAUCACUGUGACCUCUCGGCUCCAAUGAUAAUUAUUAUCCAACAUUUGUAUCUUCCUAGUUAGAUAUAGACUUGUUCCUUGUAAAUAGAGGAUUUUAUUUUUCUUUUUUCUCUUU
Capsella rubella is the source of this 430-nucleotide messenger RNA. Its product is annotated as auxin-responsive protein SAUR24. The transcript has a single exon. The record is from RefSeq and is a predicted model, not a curated record. Gene Ontology annotation, biological process: response to auxin. Bases 80 to 343 code for a protein of 87 amino acids. NCBI's taxonomy places the organism in Eukaryota, Viridiplantae, Streptophyta, Magnoliopsida, Brassicales, Brassicaceae.